AUGUCCACAUUCCAGAAUGCUGACAACGAAGAGUACCAUUGCGUAAAUUGUCCUCGACCGGACUCGGCGGAAGAUAUGGUCCAGUGUGAUUCCUGCGACGUGUGGUGGCAUUAUUCUUGUGCUAACGUCGAUGAAUCGGUCAAAGAUGUGGCGUGGGUGUGCCCUGGAUGCCGCACGCCUGACAUUGCGAAUUCGACAAGGAACAGCCAAGCCAGUCGAUCAGUUUCCGAGUUUGCUGAAAGUUUAUCCAAGUUAAGGGAGAAACAGGAGUUGGAACGGGCUCGUGUUGAUCUGGAGCUACGAAGAAAACACCUUGAAGAGGAACAGCAAUUACUAGAUAGUAGUUUGGCACUCGAGGAAUCACAGAGCAAUCGUACCAGGCGCAGCGGACUUCGAGCUGAACAACGUGUUAGGCAGUGGAUGAACGAUAUUCCUGCCUCUGCAAUGAAGGAGAAAAAUCCCAAAGAAAUCGCUCCGUCUACGGCGUUGACAGUACCACAACCAAUUCAGCUCAUGGCGAAAAGAUUUGACAUAGUACAACAAUCUUCCGACCCGGUGUACAAUGCGCCUCCAUCCACGUCAAAAGUACCUUCCUCGUCUAAUCCCCCUACUGUGAUGCCAUCCUAUCAGCCGGUGCAAACGCUAGCACCGUCAAUGGCCCGUGGGGCGCUGUCACUAUCAACAAAUGCUCAACAAAUCCCAUCUACGACUCGAAGCAGGGAUUUCACAUCUUUACAAUCGAAAACAGUUUCGGAACUAGCGAGAAUUUUGGAACGCCUGCAGGGAAUUCCGGACCGACCGACCGAACAACUCAAACAGCUGCAAGAGCAAGUGAACUCCCUUCAUCUAAGUCUUAGAGAAAUGUGUAACUUCAGUAAGGAAUUUGAUCCUCGGGGUACUGAAACAACUCCGAACCAACAGCUGCGUUCUACGUUAGAGCCCAUAAAAAACAACGUUCCGAGACAUGUCACCACGACCAAUGAAAAUAACCCACGGAACCAGGUGCCCACCAAUAGUGGCGGCCUGGUAGAAAGAAAUGAGAUCAAUCUAAUUCCCCCUUUUGAUGAAUCUAAUGCACCUCAAACUCAAUAUUAUGAGGAGGUUGCAGGUUGCCAGUCGCGAACAGAACUGCCGCUUGAAAUACCUAUUUCGUCUCAGCUUCCGAGUCAUUCAAAAUUCGUAUCACAUCAAGCGUCAGUACCAAUGAGCAGUCUUCCUACUCAGCAGCAGUUAACAGCACGACAGUCUCUGGCUCGCGAUUUACCUACAUUCACCGGGGACCCAGCCGAAUGGCCCAUCUUCAUCUCUCACUAUAAGUACACCACCGAGGCCUGCGGUUUUACGGAUGGCGAAAAUAUGCUUCGUCUACAGAGAUGCCUGAAAGGUCCGGCCCUCAAUGCAGUACGUAGCCGGUUGCUGCUGCCAUCAGGAGUAUCUCACGUCAUAGAAGCUCUACAUACACGCUACGGUAGACCAGAACUGCUUAUCAAUGCCCUUCUUCAUAAGGUUCGAACCAUACCGGCUCCGAAAUCGGACAAAUUAGAAGGCCUCAUCGAGUUCGGGACUGCCGUACAGGAACUAUGUUACCACAUAGAAGCAGCCGACGCAACGGAUCAUUUAUCUAACCUCUCGCUUCUCCAGGAGCUCGUUGCCAAGCUUCCAACGGAGCAGAAGAUGCUGUGGGCUAGGUACAAACGCGACUAUUCGGCAGUCAACCUAAAAACAUUCGGUGACUACAUGUCAGCAGUGGCGACUGAUGCGUCAAGUGUCGUUACAUAUGAACCCGACUAUCGAAGAACCGUCUCUCGAGAUAACGCAAAGCAGAAAGGGUUCUUGAAUUCACAUGCGGAAGGAACCAUGGAUCCGGAAAACUUCGACGCUGAUCAGAAUCGCCCAAAAACCAUUGAAAACACUUGCGUGAUCUGUAAUAAAUCUGGACAUCGUGUACGCGAGUGCGAUCAAUUCAAAUCACUUACGGUUGACGGAAGAUGGCAGAAAGUGCGCGCUCUAGGCAUAUGCCAAAAUUGCCGGAGACCCUGUUGGGGAAAAAAGCGAUGCGAGGUAGACGGCUGUGACCAUCGUCACCACCCUCUGCUGCAUUCUCCUAAGGAAUCGAAAAUGGAAGCCCCAUCGCACAUCUUAACACAUCAACUACUAGAAUCACCAACACUUUUCCGAAUAGUGCCCGUGACGCUGUAUGGAGCAAAAGGAAGCAUAGACGUGUUUGCCUUCUGCGACGAAGGCUCAGACUUAACUUUAAUGGAAGGCGAUCUGGUCGAAAAGUUGGGCAUCAUAGGAACCACAAAACCUUUAUGCCUACGUUGGACAGCCGAAACAUCACGAAUCGAACAUGAGUCCCAAAUGGUUUCGUUUGAAAUUUCCGGUAUAGAUCAUAAACGAAAGCAAUCGAUGUGUGCUAGAACCGUGAAGCACCUGGGGCUUCCCACACAAAGCUUUCUAGUGGAAGAAGCAAUAAAACAUCACCCGCAUCUAAAAGGGAUACCUCUAAGGAGUUAUCAAAAUGCCAAGCCUAGUAUCCUCAUAGGCAUAGACAACCUUCAUCUCUCUCUGCCUCUGAAAACUAAAGAGGGGAAAACUGCCGGACCAGUCGCCGUAAAGACACGACUCGGCUGGUGUGUGUACGGCCAACGAUGCGAUCAAAGUAACGUAACACACAAUCUUCACGUAUGCGAAUGCUCAUGCGACGAGGAUCUGCACGAGUCAGUAAAGAGGUUCUUCGUAGUUGAAAGCGCAAACCCGCAAUCCGAGAUACCUGCAUCAAAAGAAGAUCAGCGAGCCUUAAUGCUUCUAGAAACGUUUACCAGACGUGUCGGGAACCGCUUCGAGUCACCCCUUCUGUGGAAAUCGGAUUUCGUCGAGUUUCCGGACAGCUACCCGAUGGCAGUGAGGAGAUUGGAAUGCCUGGAACGCCGGAUGAAACGAGACCCAGAAUUGAAAGAAAGCCUACAUCGACAAAUAGGUGAAUACGUAAAAAAGGGGUACGCACAUGUGGCUUCCCAGACAGAAUUGGAAUCCGCGGACCCACGAAGAAUUUGGUAUCUUCCGCUAGGCGCCGUCAAAAAUCCUAAAAAACCUGGUAAGAUUCGUGUGAUAUGGGACGCGGCAGCCAAAGUUGACGGGGUGUCACUGAACAGUAAGCUACUGAAAGGGCCGGACCAGUUAGCCACAUUACCAGCUGUGCUGUUUGGAUUCCGCCAGUACCGGGUGGCCAUAACGACCGAUGUGAAGGAAAUGUUCCAUCAAGUCCUGAUCCGCCAAGAAGACAAACAUUCUCAACGUUUCCUUUGGCGUUCGCAACCGUCGGAGAAACCUGAUAUAUAUUUAAUGGAUGUCGCCACAUUUGGUAGAACCUGCUCCCCAGCCACCGCACAAUUCAUCAAAAAUCGUAACGCAGAACUACAUGCUGAAUUAUUUCCUCUGGCAUCUCAGGCAAUUACCAAUGACACCUAUGUUGACGACUAUUUAUCAAGCUUUGGAACCGAAGCAGACGCGGUUCGAGUAGCCCGUGAAAUGCGCGAAAUUCAAAACAGCGCUGGUUUCCAUCUUCACAACUGGCGCUCCAAUUAUUCACAAGUACUCGAUCAGCUUGGUGAAAACUCACUAGUCAACGAAAAGCAUCUAGAUCUCACAGAAGGUUCUAAAAUUGAAAGGGUUUUGGGGAUGCUGUGGAAUCCCUCGGAAGACGAACUCGGCUUCUCCACCCAAAUGAGCAAAGAGGUAACUACCAUGCUAGAAAAUGAAACACGACCAACUAAACGCCAGAUCCUCCGAUGCGUUAUGACACUUUUUGAUCCACUAGGCAUCUUGGCCCCAUUUAUAAUACACGGCAAGGUUUUAAUUCAAGAUUUGUGGAGAGCUGGAACCGACUGGGAUAAUCAAGCUAGCGACGAAAUCUACGAAAAAUGGACUAAAUGGAUUAAAAUGAUCGAAUUUAUAUCCACUGUGCGAGUACCUAGAUGCUACUUCCCAGAAGCCACCGAAGAAACUUAUCAUGAUUGCGAGUUUCAUGUUUUCGUCGACGCCAGUGAAACAGCGUACGCAUGUGCCGUUUACCUCCGAACUAAAAGCAAACUAAAUUCAGCACAAUGUUGCUUAGUCACUGCGAAGUCAAAAGUCGCCCCACUUAAACCGUGGUCCAUCCCACGAGUUGCCGAGAUUCUUGAUUUCUCCACCAGCAAUGAUUGGCGUUGGGGCCCUCCAAAUCCAACCCCGCAGACGAAGCCACGAAAUGGGGAAGUGGGCCAUACUUCAGUAGAAAUAGUUUGUGGUUCAGCGGGCCAGUCUUUCUACAGCUUCCUGAACAGGAGUGGCCACGCCUUACCGAAGACAUACCUCCAACAACGCAAGAGAUACGGUCAACUCUACUUAAUCACCACAGUGUCGAGAACAGUGGCUUACGUCCUACGGUACCUGGCGAAACUGAAAAACCAAAGCAAAAUAGUAGGCCAUCCUCAGCAGCCGGAGCUAAGAGCAGCAGAAGAAACCAUCUGGAAAUUAGUACAAAGAGAAGUUUAUGGCGACGAAAUCUAUCGUUUAGAACAUGGCCCAAAGGACGACGGACAUCCACCUACGGUAGGCAAGCAUAGUGCAAUCUACAAGCUUGCACCAUUCUUGGACGAGCGUGGCGUGCUAAGACAGUGUAGCAGGAUACGAGCGGUGACUAAUAUCCAUCACGAUACGCGUUAUCCUAUCAUCUUACCUAGCAAACAUUAUGUAACAAAGCUUCUAAUAGAACACUACCAUCGAAUCUAUCAACACAGAAAUUUCGAAACGAUAGUGAACGAAAUGCGCCAAAUUUUCGAAAUCCCCAGAUUGCGAGUAGCGGUUAAAAAGAUAAGCCACAACUGUGCACUGUGCAAACUAAAACGCGCACGCCCGGUUAUUCCACCCAUGGCACCUCUUCCAGCUGCCCGUCUGGCUCAUCACAAAAGAGCAUUCACGUACACUGGCGUUGACUAUUUCGGACCGCUGCUGGUCAGAGUAGGAAGGUCAGCCGUCAAGCGAUGGGUGGCCCUUUUUACAUGCCUAACUACGCGCGCCGUGCACUUGGAGAUCGCGUACACGUUGACGACUGCAUCAUGUAUUUCCACCAUCCGUCGGUUCGUUGGUCGCCGAGGUUCGCCUCGUGAGUUUUUUAGCGACAGUGGAACCAAUUUCCAAUGUGCCGAACGAGUUCUAAGAACGCAGAUAAGCCAGGGACUGUCGGAAACAUUUACGUCAAGUUCUACAAGUUGGACCUUCAUCCCACCCGGAGCACCCCACAUGGGUGGGGCCUGGGAACGACUUGUUCAAUCUGUGAAAGCUGCUAUGAAUGAUUCCUGUGAUACCCUGCUCUACUACAUCAAAAUGAUGGAUACACCGUGA
Molecule: messenger RNA, 5385 nt
Organism: Uranotaenia lowii
Lineage: Eukaryota; Metazoa; Arthropoda; Insecta; Diptera; Culicidae
Exons: 3
Coding region: 1-5385 (1794 amino acids)
Biological process (GO): DNA integration
Molecular function (GO): nucleic acid binding
Source: RefSeq, a predicted model, not a curated record